AUAGCAUAGCAUAGCACACUUGACAAAACAACAUAGCACACUUGACAAAACAAAAAGCCAUGGCUACGGCAAGAGAACCAGAAGAAGAUGAAGAAGAAGAAGUGAAGCUGAUCAAGACAUGGUCGAGCCCUUACGCCCUAAGGGCCGUUUGGGCUCUGAAGCUCAAAGGCAUACCCUACGAGUCCAUCGACGAAGAUCUCACCCACAAGAGCGACAUCCUCCUACAUCACAACCCUGUCCACAAGAAAGUCCCCGUCCUCCUCCACCAUGGAAGAUCCAUCUGUGAAUCCCUAGUGAUCAUCGAGUACAUCGAGGAGACUUGGAGCCAGAACCCACCCAGACUGUUGCCUCAGGAUCCUCUCCAGCGAGCCGAAACUCGUUUCUGGGCGAAAUUCGUAGAUGACAAGGCGCUGCCAGCGAUAUGGCAAGCGUUCUCGAAGGAAGGUAAGGAGCAGGAGCAAGGCCUGUCCGAAACAGCAGAGCAUCUGAGGCUGCUGGAGGCAGAGCUGAAGAAGAAGAAGAAGAGAUUGUUCUUCGGCGGGGAAGAGAUCGGGAUCGUCGACAUCGCGCUGGGCUGGAUGGUGAACUUGGUGCCACUGUUCGAGCGGAUCCUGGGAGUGAAAAUUCUGGACGAGGAACAUCAUCCGGCGUUGUUGAAGUGGAGGCAGAGGAUGUCCGAUGUGGAUGUGGUCAAAGAGAACUGGCCGCCUCGCGACAAACUCGUCGCCAAGUGGACGGCCAUCCGCGAGCGUUGCGUGGGGAAGGCGGCUGCAAACGAAUGAGAGGAAUUAAGAGUGGGCUUGCAAACUUUGAGUGUAGUUUGUUAAUUAGGUGUUGGAUAUUGACGUGAAAGUCCAAUUAGAGAGGGCUCAGGUUCCACAGGGCCCAAACAACUAUUUUGUUGCUCAAAGCUGAGGGCCCAAAUAAAGCUUAUACGAAUACGAUGAUCUGUACAUAACAACUAUCUUUACUAUUUAGUAGUAUUAAAUUUUUUUAUAGGACUAUUUAGUAGUAAUAAUGAUCUAUAGCUUUUUUUUUUUGGGGUACUUUUAGGCUGUAAUCUUUAUCAUUAGUAUCCAGUCUUGGUAUGCACCUGUAGUCUAUCCAAAUGAUGUAUGAAAUAGAAUGAUUAAAGUCUU
Molecule: messenger RNA, 1139 nt
Organism: Linum trigynum
Lineage: Eukaryota; Viridiplantae; Streptophyta; Magnoliopsida; Malpighiales; Linaceae
Source: the annotation of a GenBank genome assembly